This is a messenger RNA of Cylindrotheca closterium, 867 nucleotides long. Lineage: Eukaryota; Bacillariophyta; Bacillariophyceae; Bacillariales; Bacillariaceae. The record is from the annotation of a GenBank genome assembly.
AUGCCUAAGAAGGGCUUCAAUCUGAAUUGGUCCUACACCACGAAUUGUCGCUCAGACCCAUCACCCGAACCAAAUGUUUCCACAUUCAUGGGGAGGAGCAUGACCGGACCUUUUGAAGACGAAGUAGUGCCGGGUUUUCGGCCAGAUAGAGCUCCCAUGUACAAGUCAGCUCUAGGAUGGAAAUCUGAUUCUAUUUUGGGUCCUAAUUCGGAACCGAAGGAGGAUCCCGAAGAAGAAGAAAUUCGUUAUCUUGACGAAACCCACAAUACGAUUGAGGUCUUGGAUAAAACAUCAGAUACUGUUGUUUUUGAGAUGAAUGAUAUCUGGGGAUGGAUCUACAUUAGGUGCAACACAAAAGAGGCACAGAAAUUUGUGAAAGAACAUGUUGAGUCGUCUUUUGAUUACGAAUUCGGAUUGGUCCAUCACGAAGAGAAGCGAAGGCAAGUGGAUUCCUCGCGUGGGACUAGCCUGAUAAGGCGCACUGGUGCUGGCACCGGCACCGGCCCCAAUGAUGGGCCUUAUGCGGUUGCUACCCUUUUUGAGUUGCAAAAUGGGUCAGGCGAAACUAUUGCAAAAGCCCUUUGUGCUUAUUGCAACUUGAAUUUGGAAAAUCCCGGCCCUACAAUUGAAUUGUUUGAGGUUGCCGGAGGGUUCCGACGCAAAGGAUAUGGAAAGCUUUUGCUCAAACACAUCACCGAUUACUUUGAAGAAACCUUUUGUGAUGACAUGUGCAAGUUUGACGGCAAUGUCCGUUUCAAUGUGUGCUACUGCACAAGUAGUCAUGCAGCUAAUUGGUUUAUGCGCCAAGGAUUCAGGCAAUGGGAUGAAUUUGGCGAGGAAUUUGGGAAAUACUUGGCUUUUGAUUGA